UGCACCAAUCUGGCUUUGAAAUGUCACUCAGAGCCAAAUCCCACUCAGAUCUGCAGACGGUGGGGAAGUCCUCGAUGGACGACAGCCUGUACACGUCCUUCUCCAUGAGCAGCAGUAACAUAAACAGAGGCAGCCGCUUCGCUAAUGGGACGGUAGAAGAAGUCAAAGGUCUCUGCAGACCGUCCAGGAGGCCUGUACGGCUGGUCCGGCCUGUCAGCGCUGUCAGCUCCAAUGGAUCCUUUCUCCAGAUCAACCACCUGCAGGGAGAGCUGGUCAGAAAGAGGAAGGAAUGUGAGGAUCUGAAGAAAGAAAACAAGUACCUGUCAAACGAGAUCCAUAUGGAGCGGAUCAUGAUGCGCACAGAGAAUGAGCUGACCAUGAGGAACCUGAGGAACCUGAACCAGGAGCUCCAGGCUCAAGUCAAAGAGCUGAACCAAAAGCUGUAUCAGAGCCAGCAGAGGGCGACGCUGUGCUCCCGGGCUGCAGGUGAGGCAGAGGAGUCCAGAGGGGAGGCGGAGAAGAACAGGGCCCAUGCUGAGGCUCGGGCCCUCGGGUGUCUACGGGACAAGGAGACAGCAGAGGCAGACAGGUGCCGCCUGAGUGAGGAACUACAGCAGCUCAAGAAAGAGCACACUGAUAUGCAGCUCAUUCUGGCACAGACAGAGAAGAGUUACUUUGAAACCAAGCUGAAGCUGGACCGAGUGUCCGGGGAGAAACAGGCUCUGCUGCAGGAGAACAGGAGCCUGGAGGGGGACAGAGACGACCUCCGAAACAAGCUGAGACGGAUCACAGAAGAAAAUGUACAACUUAAAGGGAGUGAGGUGAAUUCAAGGCGCAGGGCGAUGGCCUCAGAGGAGGAGAGCAAAAAGGCCAACCAGGCUCAGCGGGAGGCCGAGGCAGAGAGACGGCUGGCCGAGAAGGAGAGGCAGGAGAGGGCGGCCGAGUGUCUAAGCUGGAGGGAGAAACAUCAAGAGUUAGCCGACAAGUUCAGAGUUCAGGAGAACCUGAAGGCUCUGAGGCAGAACAAAGCAUGUCAAGCCAACAUCAAGAGUUAUUUCCUCUGCAUGACGGAGAGCGAUCAGAGGGUGAAAAUUCUCAAAAAUCAAGAUGGCAACCCAAGAAAUUUUACGGAAGGUGACCCUGUGUACAUCUCCACACCUGAGUCCAGUCCAGAGGAGACUGAAAGGAGUUCAUCCAGGACCAUGUUGAGGGUCUCUGCCCCCCACAUGGGGAGGGAUCUGGGUCCGAGUCACUUCGAUGAGCUGCCCGCUUUCGGAGGAGAGCGACCUGACUCUGCUCCUCAGCGCAGGAGCAGGAAGGUGGUGGAUUACUUCUGGAUCCCUACAGACCAAGAAUAGUCGACGGUGGACUUUUUGCAUUCGCCCAGAAACGGCAAUACGGUCAUCCUCUUGAUCGUCAGCAGAGAUGUGUUCCAGGAUUUGUAUGAGAAUUACAAUAGUGAGAAAAUAAAGACAC
This is a messenger RNA of Labrus mixtus (cuckoo wrasse), 1476 nucleotides long. Its product is annotated as GRIP1-associated protein 1. The coding region runs from base 21 to 1358 and encodes 445 amino acids. Lineage: Eukaryota; Metazoa; Chordata; Actinopteri; Labriformes; Labridae. The record is from RefSeq and is a predicted model, not a curated record. The transcript is spliced from 8 exons.